UUUCAGAUGAGUAUGUAAAAGGGCUUUGAGGACUGUUUGAAGCAUCAAUGCAUGAGGAAAAUCUGUGCCUGGAAGCAUCAACCACAUCAUCCAUCACCAUAAGACAAUUCCUGUCUAACAGAGAAAUGUGCAGGAUCUAGUGGGAAAUAACAGGACAAUUAGUGUUCCUUCAGCUGUCGUGAACAGGAAAAACUCUCAACAGUGGAGAGGGCAUUGAGAAGAUUACUCUUUUGUGUACAACAUACUGUUUGUAUUAGGUGAGUUAGUGAGGGUGUCCUUUCUGCGAUAAGGAGAAAAGACAGAAGAGUGAAAUAAUAGGUGGAUUGAAGAAAGUCUUAUCGUUGGAUUCUGUGUAAACAGAGAUACAGUUUCACUGAAGAUCAAGACCAGUGAAAGCUUAAAUUUUUUAUGAAGAAUCGGAUGAUUAUCCUGUGAUAAGCCAUCAUGAGUACAAAUUCCAUUGGGGCCCCCCAGGCGAUGCCCCCCGCCACGCCUGGUCAAACAUAUGAGACAAUAAUGCCCUCCACGGAGGGGAUCAAUGGCACCACCCCUAGUGAACGGGUGAUUGCCCGACCCCGAACCUGUGACGAGAUUAGUGCAGAGUAUGACAUUGCGUUAGCUGUGAUUUGCUCCAUGUGUUUUAUUUUUGGGAUAGUGUAUACGUUUUUUGGUUACCGAUUCUUUAAGGCUGUAAUGUUCCUGACUGGCUUCAUCUUCACAUCCGUCCUCGUGUAUCUGAUUCUAUCCCAGCAUUCCCUACUCCCUAUAGAGGGAAACAUUGGUGUGGCCCUGGGGGCAGGGCUCCUGAUAGGACUCCUGACUAUGUUAGUGCAGUAUGUGGGACUUUUCUUCACAGGGUUUCAGCUGGGAGCUGCAAUAGGUGUUGUGAGUCUUAUUAUUGUGGACUUUUUCAUCCUCAUCCCUGUCCAUUGGAUCCGGAUUGGAGUGAUCUGUGGAUUAGGUUUAGUGUGUGCAAUACUAACUCUGAAAUUCCAGAAGGGUGGCAUGAUUCUGGGGACCAGUGUGUUUGGUGGUGCCCUAAUGGUGGCCUGCCUGGAUUAUUUUAUUGAACAGUUUGCCAUGGUUACGUUUGUGUGGGGACAGGUCACGGGAAUGUCCUCAGGACUUGUGUGCUGGUAUUCUUGGGUGCUGCUUGGCUGCUGGCCAUUCUGUUUUCUGGUGGGGACUGUGACACAGUGGAGGAUAACUGGACAGGGAUAUGACCACAAUGAACCUAUCCCCAGUAAAAGGGUGAAGAAAGCAAAUCUCCAUCAGGCAAGGAAAAAGGAGAGACAGGACAGUCAGCAUACAAGAUACAGGCACCUGUACCAGGCUCGACGAGCUCCCGGUGAUGUUCUAUCUCAGACAUAUAUCCAGACCAUGACUCAAAAGAUGUCCCCAGCAACUAAACGCAAGGACCAUAUAGCCAUUCCUACAGAGCCAAGCUUAACUGAACUAGACAGCACUAAUACGACCUUGACCCAGGUGCCAUAGAGUAUGGACAAGUGGAUCCAGGAAUUAAAUGACCCACAUUCAUGAUGAAAAUGUAGCAGAUACCAAAAAUAGACUAAAAUGUGAAGUUUGGAUUGGAUCUUAUUGAUUCGAUCGAUAAUUUUUAUUGUGGUGGCAAUGGAUCCAAAAGUUCUGGAUUUUCUAAACUUGGGGAAAGGAUUGCAAGUUUUUGUGUGUGGAUCAAUUAAGUUUCAAAAAAUAUAUGACAGUAUUAUGGCAAACUUUACAGUUAUGAGGAAAGGCUGUCUCAGACCACAAGGAAGAUAAUGUCUUGAUUUAUAGAUUUGUGCCAUAAUAAUAUAAUCGACAGUGAACUGUACCAAAGCUAGGGUAACUCCAGCAAUUGUUUGUCUGUGAAUUUGGAGGAAGAUGCAUUGAGUUCAGAAAGAGGUUGAUCUCAUAAGGGCAAUUUUUUCUUUUGAUUUUUUUUUUUCAUUCCAGUGUUGUUUGUACUUUUUUUUCAAAAAAAUUAUGAUUUCGGUUCACCUGAACAAUUUUUUGUUCACAUACUUAUACCUGUGCUAUAGAUUAUACAAUGUGUCAUGUAUUAAUAAACAUGUAUGCUUAUGUUCAUGAUGUUUGCAAUUGUUUUAUAAUUAAAAGAGUGUGUAUAAUUUGAUUAUAUAUUCAUUUCACCUGGAAAAAAAAUAGAAUUGAAUUGUAAAAUGUU
This is a messenger RNA of Saccostrea echinata, 2182 nucleotides long. Its product is annotated as transmembrane protein 198-like. The coding region runs from base 445 to 1494 and encodes 349 amino acids. The transcript has 8 exons. Gene Ontology annotation, cellular component: plasma membrane. NCBI's taxonomy places the organism in Eukaryota, Metazoa, Mollusca, Bivalvia, Ostreida, Ostreidae. The record is from RefSeq and is a predicted model, not a curated record.